UGUGUUAAUGUAUUUUCAGUGAUGCAAAGUCGGUGAUCUCGUCAGAAGUUAUAUCGGUCAUUCUUGAUAACUGGCAAAGUAAUCCAAAUUUCAAUAUAUCAUUAACAUUGGCAUAUUUCCAGACAAAUUCGGGCCAACCAAAAUGCACAUUUUGGAACAUGAGCAGGUCAGCCUGGGAUACCAAUGGAUGUACUCUCGCAAUACAAGGAAGUAAUUCCUCCAUGUGUGUUUGCAACCAUCUCACGAACUUUGCUAUUCUUAUGAGUCCUUGGACUGAGAACGUGGAUACCACGGCUUUGGAUGUGAUCUCGAUAGUAGGAUGCAGCAUUUCAAUGCUUGGGUUGAUCAUCACAGUUGUUGUACAUUUUCAUCUAUGGAGAUAUGUGAGGUCGGAUCGCGUGGUUAUCCUCAUGAAUUUGUCGAUUGCGCUUAUCUCAUCAUACGCAGUUUUCAUAGGCGGGGUUGAUCGAACAGAGAAUAAGGCUCUGUGUACAGCUAUUGCGGUUCUAUUGCAAUACAUCUAUUUGGUUGUGUUCUUUCUGAUGUUGGCGGAGGGAAUAGAGAUCGGAAUAACCGUACCUUAUGUCUUUGUCACGAAAUCCAGAUUGAAGUGGAUUCUUCCUGCAGCAUGGGCAUUGCCAGCAGUCAUUGUUGGAGUUUCCAUGGGAGUCACAAAGCUUGAGGGAUUUGGAAACACCAAGUUUUGCUGGCUGUCUAUGGAAGGCGGUUUGAUUUGGGCAUUUGUUGCACCUGCGAUGCUAACUAUUUUGGUCAACUUUGUUGUGCUGAUUCUUGUUAUCAGGACGAUGAUUCGUUCUAAAACAUUAUCAGAAAAGUCAAGAUCAGAGCGAUCAAAAGCCGGCGUUCGGUGUAUGUGCGUGCUGCUUCCGCUUAUGGGUUGUACGUGGGUGAUUGGUCUCCUCUACGUGAACGAGAGCAUGGCCUGGGUCCAGUACGUGUUUGCAGUGUGCAACAGCUUACAGGGACUGGUGAUAUUUGUUUUCCAUUGUGUGCUAAAUGUACAGAUUCGAAAUGCUUUACUGAAACGGAAACACCGUAAGCAGAGCAAAUCGUUAAUUUCAACAAACAGCGCAUCAUUUGUCUCAACACGUGUCACGGAGGAGCCUGUUGCUUUGCCAAAGAUUAAUCUUUCAACUGCAAAACGUACACCUAGAGGCAGCUUACAUUCAGCUGAUGAUGCCACUGGUGAUGUGCUACAAGCAAGUGGUCUUACCGAAAUAUACAAUGUCGACACAUUGUUUUAGCAUGCAAUAUUAAUAUCCCAAAGAAAGUUUAAUAAUUAUUAAAUAAACCCACUAAUUAAUUUGAACAUAUCGACAUGCAAAUCAAAAACAGUCAUGAUUGUGAUACACAGAUAGUGAUCACAGCAGUUAAAAGACUUUUUUUUCUUUGAAGAGGUGACUUUGAUUUUGAGUCAGUUUGAUUGACUAAUGACUUCUGGGCAUCUUCAUAAUAUUGACUUGUUAUAAAAAUAAUUCAAUAGUUAACUGGGAUAUUAGGCAAACACAAAACAGAAAAGAAAAGGCUCAACUUCUUGUGCGACAUUGACCUUCAGCCGGUGUAAUUAACUCUAGCUUUCUGCAAUUCACAAAAGGACAUUUAUAUUACUGCCCAAUUUAAUAAAAACACUUUAAUGGGUAAAUAAAUUACAGAGCGAACACACAAAGGAGGCUCAAACUUUACGCAAAGGGACAUGUAAUAUUACUGCCAAAUUUAAUAAAAAUUCUUAAAUGGAUACAGACACGAGAGAGCGAACACAAAAAAUAAGGCUGUAACUUUGAACCCCUGAAGUAUGACAUAAGCAAGCUCCACGAUAAUCCAUCAGAGGAUAUAGGAGCUAUGAAACUCACACGAGCGUAUAACAGACUUACGGACGUACGAACGGUCGGACGUUAUCUUUCACCUUAUGCCUAUUUCUAUUCGUCGUUUGUAUCGUAUGUUGAAGUUUAAAUUGUAUGAUAUGCUUAAAGAAACUGUAGGUUG
Messenger RNA from Dreissena polymorpha, 2004 nucleotides. RefSeq names its product adhesion G-protein coupled receptor D1-like. Lineage: Eukaryota; Metazoa; Mollusca; Bivalvia; Myida; Dreissenidae. Bases 159 to 1265 code for a protein of 368 amino acids. Gene Ontology annotation, molecular function: G protein-coupled receptor activity. The transcript is spliced from 14 exons. Gene Ontology annotation, cellular component: membrane. Gene Ontology annotation, biological process: cell surface receptor signaling pathway; adenylate cyclase-activating G protein-coupled receptor signaling pathway. The record is from RefSeq and is a predicted model, not a curated record.